GUGUAUUCAAAUAUCAUCUGUUUAAAUACGAAAAAUAAUGUGGUAAACUAAAAAAUCGGAAUUAAAGUAACUGUGAUAUUUGAUCAAGUGAUAAAAUCUCAAAACGUUUAAAAUGAAGUUUGAUGAAAUACUGGUAUUACUAGGGGAGUUUGGCCCCUAUCAAAAGAGGAUUUAUUUCCUGGUUGGUCUUCCAGCCAUUAAUGCAGGGAUUUUCAUGAUGAUAAACGUGUUUCUGCUAGGAAACCCAGACCACAGAUGCGCAAUUCCCGGAUGUGACAAUGACACGUACGCCGUACAGAGCAAUCUACACGCAAUACUUAUCAAUAGAACCAUCCCGCCACCGGACGACGAUAAUUUUAAAUACGACGAAUGUCAUUUAUUUCCACCAAACGCUAGUUACUAUGACAACUACAGUCGACCAACCAACGCAUCUAAAUACAAGUGUGAUAAGUGGGUGUAUGAUGAAUCAGUCUUCCAUGAAAAUGUUGUGACUGAGAUGUCCGUGGUCUGUGACAAAGAAAUUUUACAGUCCAUAGCAAAAAUGACUUUCUUCAUCGGUGUGCUGUUUGGAGAUUUAACCUUUGGGGUGGUUGCUGACAGGUACGGCAGAAAGAAAUCGUUCUAUUUAUCAAUACUCCUUCUUCUUGUCUCAACAAUUGUAUUAUACUGGGUACAGAACUUCGUGGAAUAUUCAGUUGUGAGGUUCUUCAUUGGAGCAGGAUGUGCAGGGAUUUUCCUCGUUGGCUUCGUCAUAGCAAUGGAAAUGGUUGGUCCAUCGAAACGGCUUUGGGCGGGAACCUUUUGGCAAGUGUGGUUUGAGAUAGGCCUUAUUAUCUUGUCAGGAGUGGCGUACCUCGUACGGGACUGGAGAAAACUUCAAAUUAUUAUGGCCAUUCCAACAGUGAUUUAUCUCCCUUACUAUUGGUUAAUACCAGAAUCAUCCCGUUGGCUUUUAUCCCAAGGGAGACCGGCGGAAGCUGAGGCAGUUUUGCGUAAAGCCGCCAGAGUGAACAAGGUUACACUACCAGACGAUUUUCUUGACCAAUGUGAGCCCGACAAUGACACGGGAAAAGUUUGGCACUUAUUCCGGUCAAGGAAAUUAGCUAUAAGAACUUCAGUUAUAUUUUAUAACUGGCUUGCGAUAGCAACAGUAUAUUACGGACUUUCUCUAAAUACGGGUAACCUCGGUGGAGACUUUUAUCUCAACUUUCUACUGCAAGGAGUGUCUGAAUUUCCAGCCUAUGUGAUUUGUUUACUCUUAUUUGACAGACUUGGUAGAAAAAAACUUCUAAUAGGCUUUUUCUUUUUGGGUGGAUUAUCGUGUAUAGCGACGCUUUUUACCAGAAUAUACGGAGGUGAAAAGUUGGAAGCUGCCACGAUCACACUUGCAAUGGUCGGGAAAAUGUGCGUGUCUGGUACCUUCACUGUUAUAUACGUAUUCUCCGCGGAACUGUAUCCUACUGUAGUCAGAAACUCGGGAGUGGGAACCAGCUCGUGCUUUUCCAGGUUUGGUGUGAUAUCUGCCCCGUACAUAGCAGGACUUAAUACCGUAGUGAAUGGUGAUUUAGGGCGUGCUCUACCAUUGGUUAUAUUUGGGUCAUUUAGCGUUUCAGCGGGCCUCCUAUCUUUACAUCUUCCCGAGACAGCACACGCCCGACUGCCAGAAACCAUAGACGAUGCGGAAAACUUUCCUAUGUAUAGGUACUGAACAAUUACUUUGGAC
Messenger RNA from Mercenaria mercenaria, 1723 nucleotides. RefSeq names its product organic cation transporter protein-like. The transcript is spliced from 9 exons. Gene Ontology annotation, biological process: transmembrane transport. Gene Ontology annotation, molecular function: transmembrane transporter activity. The record is from RefSeq and is a predicted model, not a curated record. Gene Ontology annotation, cellular component: membrane. NCBI's taxonomy places the organism in Eukaryota, Metazoa, Mollusca, Bivalvia, Venerida, Veneridae. The coding region runs from base 113 to 1708 and encodes 531 amino acids.